Molecule: messenger RNA, 4877 nt
Organism: Salvelinus fontinalis (brook trout)
Lineage: Eukaryota; Metazoa; Chordata; Actinopteri; Salmoniformes; Salmonidae
Gene: ensab
Product: endosulfine alpha b
Exons: 3
Coding region: 137-484 (115 amino acids)
Cellular component (GO): cytoplasm
Molecular function (GO): protein phosphatase inhibitor activity
Source: RefSeq, a predicted model, not a curated record
UGUAGCUUUUUUUGUUGUCGAAGAGCCUUGUUCACAAGAGGCAGGUUAGAUUUGUGGAAGCUAGAGGAGCUCCCCUGCAUACAUUCUAACCUGCGUUUUCAAGCAAAUCGGACUUCCAGUCCAUUAUAGCUGCGUAAUGUCGUCCGAAAAUCUAUCAGAUACUCAGAUGGAAUAUGAGGAUGAGAAACAGGACUCUCAGGAAAAGAAUGCCAACCUUGUGAAGGGUGAAGAGGUCAAGCUGAAGGCCAAGUACCCCGGCCUGGGCCAAAAGCCUGGAGGCUCCGACUUCCUCAUGAAGAGGCUACAGAAAGGGCAAAAAUACUUUGACUCAGGUGACUACAACAUGGCCAAGGCCAAGAUGAAGAACAAACAGCUGCCUGUGGCGGGCCCCGACAAGAACCUCGUCACAGGGGACCACAUUCCCACGCCACAGGACCUGCCCCAGAGGAGGUCCUCCUUGGUGACCAGCAAACUAGCAGGCUAGCCUAGCCUCCACCCAUCCACCAGGCCCCCAGCUAACGUUCCUCACCUGUCCCCCAACAAUGUCCCCCCCCUAGUCAUCUCCAGGCUCCACUUGGCUUUAACAUAUCGGGGAGAGCUGUGAAAGUCAGUACAUAUUGCUUGUAUGGUGGGGAGGGGAGGUGAGCUGGGACCUUUUCUACCAUCACUCCACACAGCUCUGCCCUCUGCGCACUCUGCUCCAUCGCCUCCCUUAUGUCUUGGUUUGGUGUUCAGAGGUACAUAAAGUAGAUGUGCCAUCGGGGAGGCUGAGUUUAAUGCACUUUGUAUUAUGUACAGUACGUUUUUGCAUCCCGAACAACACCAAAAUAUGUUGUUGACGAGGGAGUUGGGAACCAUGAUCGCUCCACAUUUUUCGAUGUUGUGUUCUCGUCAAAGCUGGGUGUAGAUGUUUGCGUAUUUUGCUUGCACACCAAAUCUGGGAGGGAAGGGAACCAUGGUGAAGUAUCCAAAAGGAAGGGAGUGGUAAUCAGAGGGAAAUGUGGAAACUGAUUUGUGGUUUCCUUUAUCUCAUGUUCUGUCAAACAAAAAUCCAAGGUCGUCCACGCUGACCUGAACGAACAGAUAUGAAACUGCACAUUUUCUGCUCAUGUCGCUUUAAUUCUUGACUCCCUGUUGCUCUUCUUUUUUAAAUAUGCUGCAUGAUUGUAACAUGUAACGAAAUGUGCAAAUCUGGAGGGGUUAGACGACUGAUAGGAAGUAGCACGCAACCAAAUGGAGCCCUGGAAUGUCCAUGGUCACUCUCCACACCUUCCCUCCCUCUCAAUGUCCUGACAAUCCACACACUCUGUCUGUAGGCUGCCCAUGGUGAAAGCAAUGGCAAAGCAAACUGAAUACCCAUGUAUAAUUUGUAAGGCUGGGAAAAGAAGCAACUGUUUAAUAUUCAAGUUAAAUCUCAGUUCUGUGGCUAUUACAUCACAUCAAAAAGCCUAAAUGAUUUGUAGGGGAUCAAUUCGGUGUAAAUUUCUGUAUUGUGUUGAGAAAUGACAUUUUGUUAUGAUUUGUGUCUUCAUAAAGGGUUGUUUGUUCAUUGUCACGUAUUAGCCAUUUACUACAAUCUGGCUCUUUUCACUGUUAAUGGCAGCUCCUGUUGAGAAACUCUUCCAGUAAUAGAAGAUUAUUACCUAGUUCCCAAUUACAUUACUUGCUAAACCUCUCCUCGGUCUCUCCUUCAAAUUCAACAUAGUAGGAGCCUCCCAGUGUACUGCUAAAGCAUAUAGCCUUACGUAUUGACAUUCUAAAUAUAAAAAUCUGUGACGUCAGUAAUGGGGUAAACAGUCGGCCACCGGAUAAACUGGCCCUGACUGGCCCCUGGCUCACACAGACCUAACUGGGACACAGCGUGUUUUAGAGAUAUGCUUACUUGACGAAUGGCAAAGGGAAGGGAUUUUAUGACAGGGGGAGGGGCAAAGUGUGAGUGUGGACUUAGUUGACCCUGCUCACACGUGUUGGUAUGGUACAACUUGCCAAAUAAUUAUGGUCAGAGGUGUGUUAGAUAAAUCAUACAAAAGUAAAAUGCUUGUACUCUGGUUUAAAGGUCAGAGGUUGUAGGCUAUGUUAUCACCUGAAUUAGUUGUCCUAUCUCAAUGUAUCACACAAUACACACUUGAUCACUCCUUUCUUGGCACCUUUUGAAUAUUCCCUGUGUCUAAUUGCAGGGAAGAAGAUCAUUGGCAUUGGGUGUGCUUGUCUGGGUUAGUAUGAAUGUGCUACUGUUCUCUGUCCCAACAGGUGUAAAUAGGCUUUUGGGGGUUGAGGAUUUAUUUUUUAUUUUUGUUGAUUUCACUACUUGUAGUUCUCUGAUUCAAUGUUUCCUUUCUCCUGUCAUUGAAUACACUACUUAAGCUUCAUAUAUAUAUAUAUUUUUUACUACAGAGACAUUAAUCUGUAUAAUAUGAAUGUGUGUAAAUGCUGCUGAUUCAGUCGAUGACAAAUCUUUUAAACUGAGAUAUUACCCUAAUAAAGAACGCCUGUCCUAGGAUUCAAACAAUCGGACCCAUUCUUAUCGUGAAUAUCUGCUAAUGGGAGACUCACUAACCACUCCAGGGUUGGGGGUCUAAUUACAUUUCAAUUAGGAUAUGAAUUGGAAUUCUACCCAUGAUCAAUGCAAUCCAUUUUGGGAACUAGCCAGCUGGAGUUGAAAUUUAAUUGACACCAACUUGUUACUUGAAUCUGAACAGAAAGACCGUGCAGAAUUCUAAAUAUUUUUAGCAUGGCUUAUUAAAGUGUCAAAUAAUUUAAUUGGAUAUGCUGAAAUGAAGGUUGUUGAAACAACAGCAAUCAAGAAUUCCUCUCCUAAGUUUUUGUGCACUGUCUGGCUUUGUAUGGAGCAAUGUAUUAAGGGAUAUACAGUUGAAGUCAGAAGUUUAGAUACACCUUAGCCAAAUACAUUUAAACUCAGUUUUUCACAAUUCCUGACAUUUAAUCCUAGUAAAAAUUCCCUGUCGUAGGUCAAUUAGGAUCACCACUAUUUUAAGAAUGUGAAAUGUCAGAAUAAUGGUAGAAAGAUUUUUCUUUCAUCACAUUCCCAGUGGGUCAGAAGUUUACACACUCAAUUAGUAUUUGGUAGCAUUGCCUUUAAAUUGUUUAACUUGGGUCAAACGUUUCCGGUAGCCUUCCUCAAGCAUCCCACAAUAAGUUGGGUGAAUUUUGGCCCAUUCCUCCUGACAGAGCUGGUGUAACUGAGUCAGUUUUGUAGGCCUCCUUGCUCGCACACGCUUUUUCAGUUCUGCCCACAACUUUUCUAGAGGAUUGAGGUCAGGGCUUUGUGAUGGCCACUCCAAUACCUUGACUUUGUUGUCCCUAAGCCAUUUUGCCACAACUUUGUAAGCAUGCUUUGGGUCAUUGUCCUUUUGGAAGACCCAUUUGCGACCAAGCUUUAACUUCCUGACUGAUGUCUUGAGAUGUUGCUUCAAUAUAUCCACAAUUUUUCUUCCUCAUGAAGCCAUCUAUUUUGUGAAGUGCACCAGUUCCUCCUGCAGCAAAGCACCCCCACAACAUGAUGCUGCCACCCCCGUGCUUCAUGGUUGGGAUAGUGUUCUUCGGCUUGCAAGCAUCCCCCUUUUUCCUCCAAACAUAACGAUGGUCGUUAUGGCCAAACGGUUAUAUUUUUGUUUCAUCAGACCAGAGCACAUUUCUCCAAAAAGUACGAUCUUCGUCCCCAUGUGCAGUUGCAAACCGUAGUCUGGCUUUUUUUAUGGCAGUUUUGGAGCAGUGGCUUCUUCCUUGCUGAGCGGCCAUUCAAAUUAGGUCUCUAUAGGACUCAUUUUACUGUGGAUAUAGGUACUUUUGUACCUGUUUCCUCCAGCAUCUUCACAAGGUCCUUUGAUGCUCUUCUGGGAUUGAUUUGCACUUUUCGCACCAAAGUACGUUCAUCUCUAGGAGACAGAAUGCAUCUCCUUCCUGAGCGGUAUGAGGGCUGCGUGUUCCCAUGGUGUUUAUACUUGCGUACUAUUGUUUGUACAGAUGAACGUGGUACCUUCAGGCGUUUGGAAAUUGCUCCCAAGAAUGUACUAGACUUUUUGAGGUCUACAAUAGUUUUUUCUGAGAUCUUGGCUGAUUUCUCUUGAUUUUCUCAUGAUGUCAAGCAAAGAGGCACUGAGUUUGAAGGUAGGCCCUGAAAUACAUCCACAGGUACACCUCCAAUUGACUCAAAUGAUGUCAAUUAGCCUAUCAGAAGCUUCUAAAGCCAUGACAUAAUUUUCUGGAAUUUUCCACACUGUUUAAAGGCACAGUCAACUUAGUGUAUGUAAACUUCUGACCCACUGGAAUUGUGAUACAGUGAAUUAAUCUGUCUGUAAACAAUUGUUGGGAAAAUGACUUGUGUCAUGCACAAAGUAGAUGUCCUAACCGACUUGCCAAAACUAUAGCUUGUUAACAAGAAAUUUGUGGAGUGGUUGAGAAACAAGUUUUAAUGACUCCAACCUAAGUGUUUGUAAACUUCCGACUUCAACUGUAGGAGGGUAUGUUAAAAUACCAUGUCUCCUGUUCAACCAUGAUAAGUAUGUGCCAGAAUGUAAACAAAUGAAAAUGACUGUGUGCUCUAAAAUACCUUGUGCUGCUUACCUAACCUGUUUUUGUUUAGCAUACAGUAAAUAUGUUUUAAAGUUAUCUUACUCACUGCAUAACUACAACAAAAGUUUAUCCUGGCCCAAGAUAACUGCAGGGAUAUCUGGAGCACCCUUGCUCCCAAAAACUGGGGGUUUACAGCAGGAUAUGCUGAUUGUGGAGCUGGAGACAAAACAAAAUAUUGAUUUUAAGAAAUUUGAAAGUACAUGAGUACUAAUGAUGUUUCAGUUGUGUGGAAGUAAUGGCGUGAAUUUGUCAGUAUUUGAAAUAAACUUUUACAUGAAUAUCAA